AGAUUCUAGAAAAUUCCAAGAUGGAAGCGUUUGAUAAUUAUAUGAAAGAAAAAGGGUAUAAAAUACUCGCAAAUGCCAAAAAACUAAACGACGAAGACUCCAAAAAUGACCCAGAAGAAGAACCAUAUAGAUCUAAGUAUGCUGCAAGAGAAUUAUACCAAAAUGUCAAGAAUGACUUGAAUGUUUUCAUGAAUGAAGAUGCAGACGAUGACGACUCGACGACCGAAAUCAGAAAUGUUAGAACGGCAAUUUCCCUGAGAUUAGCUAUCAACUUUGAAGAAACAGAAGAGUCCUCAACAUGCGAAGAACUUUUACAAAAAUGCUUAAAAGAAACAGAAAAGAAGAAAAUGAAAAAUGAGACGGUGAAUUUGUAUCAGACAGUUUUAAAUCAGUUAGCCAUUGUAUGCUCAAGUCGGAGAGGCGCAGACGAAGCAGUGAAAACAAUGAAAUAUUUGCAAGAAGCAGAAUCCAUAUACAAAACCUUCAAACAGCAGGAAGGUGACAGUCCCGUUGCAUGGUCUGAAUGGCUUGAGGAAAAGACAUGUGAAGAUGAUGAAUUGCUUAGAAACCGGGUGGCGAAUUUUGAAAACACAUAUACUCUCACUCUUUAUUAUGCAGCACAAGUCUACACACAGAUGAAUGAACGGAGUAAAGCUGCAAGAUAUUGUCACGUGACUCUUCAGAGACAAUUAAAUUCUAUGAAAUAUGAUCCAGUUGAUUGGGCUUUAAAUGCUGCUAGUCUUUCGCAAUACUACCUGUCUGAAAACCUCUCAUUAGCUCGACACUGUCUGGCUGCUGCUAGUUCAAUUUUUAAGGAAGCUCCCAAUGAUUCAGAUUGUGGAAACGACAAGGACAUAUAUCUUCAAAGAAAGGCUGACAUAGAGAGGUGCUGGAUAAAAUAUGGUUUACAACUCUUGGAAUCUUCAAAAUUUUAUCUCACAGAAGAGUUAGAGAAUUUAGAUCUGGAAUCAAGAAGUGGGAAUGUUUUUGGAAGCGGCAACGAUGAAGAGGCUAAUGAUGGUGAUAAAAAUGAGGAUGAUUUCGAUAUUGAAAACAUCAGUGAGAAACAUUUACGUUUUAACUUAGAAUUGACUUUGUAUGAAGAAAAAAUAACGGAUAAACCACUUUUGGUGUUCGAUGAUGCACGAAAAGUAUUUCUGGUUAUUCAGGAGUGGAUUCAGUCAGCUAAAGAAUAUUACAAAAUGGAUGGUCAUUGUUCAGAUUAUAUUCAGUUAGUUCAAGACCACAGCACAGCUUAUAAACAUUUAUUGUUCUUUGAAAUGGAUAUUGAUAGACAGUGUAAAAUGCACAAGAAACGUAUUGACAUGCUUUUAGACAUUAUAAAUGUCAUAAAUCCCCAGCACUAUUUACUUGUACGGCGUCAAUUAAUUUACGAAGUGGCUGAAACUUAUUCCUGCAUGGCUGAUCUUAAACUAACAAAAUUGGAAUCGGAUCCAGGGUCCAGAUCAGUUCAUGUUGUCAACAAAAUAAAUCAACUAACACUUCACAGUAUUGAACAAUUCCAAUCGUACCUGGACAGUCUUAAAGGUGAAAAACCCGAACUUCCAGAUAAAUUUGGAGAAAAUGAUGUUCGGCCUGCUCUGGUUGCUAAAUUUUAUAUUGGUAGAUUGUACUCUAAAUUAAUGCUACCAACUGUUGAGGAAAGGUUGGCUAAUAUGAUGAAAAGUUUAAAUAAUUAUAAGUUUGUUGUGGAUUAUUGUAAACGUAAUGAAUGUGAUAAGGAUAAGGUACCUAGUGAAUAUGAUAUCUGCGUGGAGAUGGUGGAACUUCUUCCAUUAAAGAUGGCAAAAAUACGAAGUGUAUCAGGAUUAUAAACAAUCUGUUCCGUAUUGAACUCGACUUUACAUUUCUAAUUUAUUUUCCAGUAUUUAUUUAUGUGAUGUCUAGAGAUUUUAUUCCUGGAUUAAAUUUGUAAGAAUUCCAUCUUUAGAUUGCUUAAACUGGUAUUAUACGAGAAUCCUCUAAAUGUUGUCUGCUAAAAAAUUUUUAAUCAAGCAACAUAUUUAUCAGGUAUUGUGAUUACAUGUACUUGUAAUUGUAUUGACUUCAUAAUAAAAGGAUGGACGAUAUUAGCAUUUAACUUUUUCUGGAAUAAAUAUUACUGCUUAGCUUGGAAUGUAAA
Patella vulgata (common limpet) is the source of this 2143-nucleotide messenger RNA. Its product is annotated as KIF-binding protein. Bases 21 to 1835 code for a protein of 604 amino acids. NCBI's taxonomy places the organism in Eukaryota, Metazoa, Mollusca, Gastropoda, Patellidae. The record is from RefSeq and is a predicted model, not a curated record. The transcript has a single exon.